Chrysemys picta bellii (western painted turtle) is the source of this 2321-nucleotide messenger RNA. It is a transcript of the gene DYNLL2, whose product is annotated as dynein light chain LC8-type 2. Gene Ontology annotation, cellular component: cytoplasmic dynein complex. Lineage: Eukaryota; Metazoa; Chordata; Testudines; Emydidae. Gene Ontology annotation, molecular function: dynein intermediate chain binding. Gene Ontology annotation, biological process: microtubule-based process. The record is from RefSeq and is a predicted model, not a curated record.
UAUUUCAGCGCGGGGGAGGCGGCCGGGCGGAGAGCGAGCGCUGGGCAGAGCGGGGCACACGGCGGCAGCGGAGCGGGGGGAAGCGGCCGGCGGAGCGGGUGCGAGAGCGAGUGCGCGGCGGAGGCGCUUCGGGUCCGUUUGCCGGUGACUCCCGCGGGGCAGGUUCACAAUGUCUGACAGAAAGGCUGUGAUCAAGAAUGCAGACAUGUCUGAGGACAUGCAGCAGGAUGCUGUAGACUGUGCUACACAGGCAAUGGAGAAGUACAACAUAGAGAAAGACAUUGCAGCAUAUAUAAAGAAGGAAUUUGACAAGAAAUACAACCCUACUUGGCACUGCAUUGUUGGCAGAAAUUUUGGCAGCUAUGUAACACAUGAGACAAAGCACUUCAUCUAUUUUUACUUGGGUCAGGUUGCAAUUCUGCUGUUCAAGUCUGGAUAGGAAGUCGGAGCAAGUGAAAUUUGGACUGUAAUGCACUGAUGGCUGAAGCCAAGAUUCCCUUUAACAUGGCUGUGCCGCUGCAUGGACUGUAUACUAUAUUUAAUGUGUAUAUGUUGCAGUAAAAUCUACUUCUGUUUAGUUGCCUGGGAAGAAGGCGGCAUUUUUUUUGUUACUGCUUUUUUUUUUUCUUUCUUUUUGGUUGUAUUGCACUAGGAAAACUGUAAAUGCUUAAACAAUGGCCUUUCAAUGGGAAGAAAUAAAACUGUUCCACAAACAGCUCCCCCAGUGGUAACCUUUUCUUUGGCAAGGCGGGGAAAACACUUUUUUUUGUUUAGCAGACCAAAAAGAUCUUAUUGAGUUCAUAGUAAAUACUCUUGUUAGACUGUUUAAACUUCUGUGUGUGUAUCAAUGGAGGAACGUCAACUUUCCUUUUCAGUUUUAGUCUGUGGGGUGGAUGUGGGAGCUGUGUCAAUUUGGCUUUGCUGGUCAUCUCAGCAGUUGGUGGGGAGAAAGGCCUUAUAAUGCCCUUGUAAGUUAGCCGGGAGGUUUUUUAACAAGGUUUUCAUUCAAAAAGUGUAUUCCUAUCUUGGGACUGCAUGGCAAAUCAUACAGCUGGGCCUUGAUGUUUUCUCUAGAAAUGCCCACACCACUGCCCUCAGAUCAGCCUACAUGGAUCAACUAAACUCACAGCAACUUAAUCUAGUCUGAAACUUUUUAAAUGUCCCCCCUAAAUUAUUACUUUUUGUAGGAGGAAGGAUCUCCUGGCCUCAGUUGGUUUGUGGUGGGGUGAUCCAGAGCUUAGUUGCUGCCACUGAGACUAACUUUCUUAGGCCAUCUGGUCUCUGUUCCAAAAUGGACUAGAAAAUUUUAAAUGUAGUGAUUGACACCAGAAUCUGAAAGACUUGAUUUGGCAUGUCUUUAUCCAGACAACACUGCCUUAGCUCGGGUCUUUCCCUAAAGUAACCUAGUCAUCUGGAAGACUUGCAGAUGGCCACUGUUGUCUCCAGCAGCUACAGUGAAAAUCCUCCAGGAAUAGCUUCUGUGUUCCAAAUCUCUCUCCUCUCUUAGCAGAAGCUGUUUUGUGAGGGGACACUUGUGAACAUAGUCUCUGAAGACAGAAUGUCGUUCUCUCCAAUAGGGUCAGCAGUGUUUUCUUAGUGUGUAGUAACUUCUAGUUCAAACUGCAAGAAGGUUCUUCUGGAUCAUCCUAGGGUGGUGUCCCCUCCCCUUCAAUCCCCCCUCCCCCCAAAAAUAAAUAACCCUCCAAAAACACCUGUGGUGGCUUCUGCAAAACUUGGUGCUUGCAGUAAGAGCCUAUUGAUCGGUGGUUAAUAUGGGCAGAAUUUCUAGAAUGGAGUGAAUUCUGUUCUAGGGCAAGGUGACUCCUAACUCUCAAGAUGAACCAGGUUGAUGGUUGAAAAUAACAUGCCACUGCUUUUUGUUUGCUGUACUGGGAGAGGGGAGAAAGUGUUACUAUUAAUUGUGAAAUGACUGAAUGACCCAGGCUGACUUUUUCCUGAAGUAAAAGUCCUUGUGUCUGUAGACUGUGCAAAAUCCAAAGUAUACCUAACUUUGUAAUAUUGAUAGAACCAUGUUGUAACUAGACAAGAUGUGGUGUCAUAAUUUAUUUCAUGUUGACAAAAAACUUCCAAUCUGGGGGUAAGGUGCCUUGGACUAACCAGGGCACUUUGGUGACUUUUGUCUAUACAGAACUCCACUUUUGAUCUAAAAAAGGAGAAUGUGUGUUUGUUUUCCAAGCAUGAGUCUGAUGUGAACCUGUUCACACUCUUCUGUGGAGCAAGAGAUGUUCCCUUCAUAACUGCAAUUGCUCAAAUACCUUUUUAUUUUUCAAACAUUAAAGGUGAAUUGACACAUUUAAAAA